ACGAGGAUACAGAGAGAAAGCAUUCGACCGUGCGAGACUCAUACAGCAUUCAUCGGCCCUAUACGCAUACAGACCCAUUCUAUGGAUAACAGUUCUCGUAAUAUACUACUUUCACAUGCAUCGUUCGUUUUACCACAGCAAACUUGAACGAGGAAAGUGAGCAAAACCAGACGCCAAUGCACACCGGGCCCUCCACAUUAGAAUAGAAUAGCUGUUGGCUCGUGUUUAACCAUGACGUCGUCUGCGAUAUCUCGCCUCGUUUUCACCGUGUGUGUCAUCACUAUCACGGAUAGAGCAGUUGCAAUAAGAAAUGGUGAUUUACGGCUCGUCAGCGCCAACACAACCAAAGGCUGGGUUGAGAUCUAUUACAACUCUGAGUGGUACUCGAUAUCCGGUCAGUUCUUAAUCUAUGAUGUAUCCAAGGUAGUGUGCAGACAGCUCGGUUUGCCCUUCACCGAAGCAGUAGAAGUGGACGAUCCUUAUGUGAAGAGACCCCUGGAUAACGUUGGUGUGCUGUCUACCACUGCAUUCUGUGAUGGGGACGAAGCCAGGCUUGAAGACUGUCGUAAUUUCGACUGGAGCUUUUCUCAAUUCUACACCCAUGAUUAUGAUGUUGCAGUCCAUUGCGCAGGGGAAAAUAUAAACACUGGCGAUCUGCGACUAGUUGGUGGUGUCGACGACCGUAGUGGGCGCCUCGAAAUCUUCAUGGGAAAAGCCUGGGAAUCAUUCUGCAGUGUAGGAUUUGGUGUAACUGAAGCGAUGGUGGCAUGUCGUCAGCUUGGCCUUCUAAAUACUUCUGAUGUAGAAUUUUUCCCUGAUGCGUACUUUGGUAGGGGAAAUAUAGGCGAUGGACCUUACAUUGCUCGCUGUACUGGUGACGAAGAGAAGAUUGAUUCCUGUUCUUCUUUUUAUCGCUCCUUCCAUUCUGUGAAUUAUGAUGAACUUUUUUGUUCCCACUCUCAGGACGUCGGGAUCUGUUGUCCAUCGGAUAUAGGUGGAUGUGCCGUAACUUACAGUACUAGUGGAACUUCUGUCGUCGGCAGCAUCGUUGGUUCUAUUAUAGUGGUCGUUGUUGUACUUCUUAUCAUCGGCUGUUGCUGCUACUGCUGUUGCAAAAAGAAGAAAGGAAAGCAACAGUAUACGACAGUGGUUCAAAAUCCAGCCCCUCAGCCAGCUAGCGGAGGUCAGCAAGCUCCAGCACCAACGUCGGGAAGUACAGCACCACCUGUUUACUACCAUGGACCCACACCAGGUCAUCCUGCUGUGAAUAUUGGCCAACCUAAUACACAAUCCUAUCCUAUUCAAUACCCUCCUACUGGUCAGGCCAUGCCUCCACCUGCACCCGUUGCCGGCAAUAUCCCAUACCCUCCGCAGACCAAUCCAUACCCCACUGGGCAAGUACCCCCACCUGCAGCAGCUGGCAGUACCCCGUACCCUUCACAACCCUAUCCAUACCCCUCUGGACAGGCUCCUCCACCCGCAGGUGCAUAUCCUACACCACCUCAACAACCAGCUUACAAUCCCACCGCUGCCACCGGUACAUAUCCAGCUGCACCUUAUCCUCCGCAGGCUGCACCCACAGGACCAGCUUAUGGUGCUCCAUCUGCAGAACAGUCAUAUCCCACCAAAGGAGAUGUAGAUCAUCCUUUACCCUCACAUUCUGCAAGUGGAACACCGAGCGCACCUCCAAUGGAUAUGGGAAGUGGGCAAGGGGAAAUUCCGAGUGCGCCCCCGCCAGCUUACGAGCAUCUUAUUGGAUGAUGCGGAUGAUUAGGGCUAUCUAUGCAAAGGAAAGAUUACAGAGAACACUUUUGUGUUAUCCAUGUCAUUGUUAAACCUAAUUUCUGAUCAUCACACUAUUGAACUGAGGACCUGCCAUUAUAAAGGUAAUAUUUCUCUUUUCAAGUCAGUAAAGCUGACAAAAAGGGUACCCAUUUACUGCUUAUGGUAUACCAUCCUUUCAAACUCUGCCAUUUUCAUUUAUCAAUAAAUAAAUGUUUGAUUUCGUAUAUUUAUGUAUUUGUUUACAUCACUCCUCUUUUAUGACUUUAUGAUGUCCAUAGGAAGAAUAAAAUUAAGUUUAUACAAUUUGGCAAUAUAAAGGAAAUUGCUAGUCCCUAACUUAUUUUAAUGAUGGGAUUCCUCUUUUACUCGAAUAACUUGAGUGAGUAAAUAACGGUGUACAUCUGAGCACUGCCCAGAUACAGCAAGCAUUAUUUUGUACACGUUUAUGAGAGUAUUAUAUCCCAAAUAAUUUCAAAUCAUUUUUAUGUGGUAAAACUAAGUUACCGCUUAAUAGAAGAUACAUUUAAAUAGAAUACAAAUACUGACUUGCCCCAAAUCGCUACUUGAAACUGCCUUUCAUUCGCAAUAAAAGAGAAAUGAUUUAAUCUAUCUCCCUUGUCUUGAAUUAAAAAGGCAUAUGACGAAGAAAAAUGUCUUUCCAUCACAAUUAAAUGAUUGCCUGUUAAUUCCAGUAAUCACUUUGUAGGAAAUUAAUCAAAAAUAAAGAGAAUAAGACUACAGUGUAAAAUAAUGAAAUCAUGGGGUGGAUAAAAUAGUUGGGAUGCCAAUUAAUAAAAUAAACUUUAUUGUAACUUUCAAAACGCAUUACUCUGGCUUAAAUUAAUUUCUUCAGUCUCCUGUUUCUCAAAAAGUGUAGAUAUAUCACACAAAAUUAUACUUUAAAAAUGAUAUACUGUUCAUAAAUUAUGUCUAAAAGUAAAUAUUCAUCAUUCAUUACACGAGGAUGCAUGUAGAGAACAAAAAUUACAAAAUUAUAAAUAUUUUUCAUUUUAAACAAUAUUUGUUUAGUGUGUUUAAAUAUAAGGUAAUUUAAAGCGUUUUUCAUCAAAGGAAGAUGUUCGAAUUUACAUUCGCCUACUUUGAGUUCCUGUAUGUAUCUCAUAUUGAUUUAUUUAUCAUUAAUUAUGAUGGCUCUCAUCAGGUCUUUAGAGUUGUUUGUAAAAAUUUUGUAGAAACAAUCGAUUGAAAUGUGAAAGUUUUGAUCCCAACAACUGUUUGUUAUCGAUUUUUUUACAUUGAAUGAUUAUUGGGUACUAGAUCUAUUUAAUUGUAUAUACAAUAUAUGAUACUCUAAAUCAUUGUUACAUGUAAUUUUUACAUACGUUUGAUAUAAUCAAUCAAUGCUAUAUACAUAUUGAAUGUAUUGCUGUAAGUUUCAAGAGUUUGAUAAAGGCAUCAAAGGACGUGACUUGGCCUUGACCAACGGUCAGCAUGUAUGUAUGUAUGCUAUAACUUCAUGUUUUAUUUAUAUUGUGUGAUGAGGGUAAUAAUGAUGUUGAGAUCUUUCACCUGAUAAUGCGGCUCACUAUCUAUUUUACUAUGUAGUAUUUUGCCUUACUUGAAUGAAGACAACCCAUUGGCUCUGAAUAGACCAUUUUGUAGUUACUUCAUGGGAAAUUUUGGUCAAAUGGCCUUUCAUUUCUUUCAUUAUGAUAGGCAGAUUUCAAAGCAAGAUAUUAUGUAAGCUUGCCUUACAUAGCAGGAUGAAGAAAUUGAUUUCAGGUGACUAGAAUAGCACACCAAUGUACACACAAAUGAAGUACUGUAUUUGUUGCAUUUCUAUGCUGUAAAUGCAUUAACAUUUUGCUAUAACUAUGUAUUUGGUCAACUGAAAUACCAUCAUUGGUGGAUGUAUUGUUUUUUUUAUGGAUCUGGUCAAAGACACAGUUCAGAAGAGUAUGUUAAUAAUCAAGACACUAAUGUUUGUGCUUAACUCAUUAGAUAUCAAACCACCGUGUCACCUCAGCAUAAAUGACCUUUUUCUGAUCAUGCGCAGACCUGAACUACGAAAUGGCUUUUCCAUCCUUAUAAUCAACCAUCAUGCAGGCCGGGGAUGUAGUGGAGCGGGCUUUUCGAUGAUUAAGUUGGGGUGCAAUUUGAAAAAAGUGAAAUGUAGAGUAAACUGUAGAAAUUCUUACCCUAUAAGAGUUUGACAAAAAUCAUUUAGAAUCCUUUGAAGAGUUAAAGCAUUAUGUACUCUCUAAAAAAUCGAAUAUUAAAACAACAUUUGAAAGGUAAGAGGAGUGACAACCUUUCCAAAUGUUACAUCCAACCUUGUAUAAAGCUGAAUCCAACAUUUUAAGUGUUGGGUACAACCAUUUAAAGUGGUAAAUGCAACCUUUAGAAAAUGUUGUCACUCCUCCAACCUUUGAAAUGUUGAUUUAACAUUCGAUUUUUUGGAGUGUAUACAUGACCACCAAUUAUUCAUAUUGAUUAUUUCAACAAUAUUUCAUAGUGGUCUCAAACUAUUUAAAAAAAUGAUUCUACUUUCCGUGGACAAAUACUUCAGCGUAAAUUUUGUGGUACGAUGACAAGUGUAAAUGUGACAAUUAAUUUCCUCAAAAUCAAACUGUUGUAUCUUUUUAUCGAAACAGUUUUGAGCAAAAUAACUUUUUCGGAGUGUUCGUAUGCUUAUUGACUAACACGUGUCAAUAUUAAUUGAUUCAUUGUAGCUCGACACUCCUGCACGAGAAAGUACACAUUAAAGAAAGCAUUCUUUAUUAAAUUAAUCAUUCUUUUUUUAAAUUCACAGGAUAAUUUUUUUCUGAAAAAAAUUAUCAAAUUCUUUUAUUUUCCUCAUGUGAACGUUCAAGUGUUCUGGCUAUGUAACAUUCAACCCAAGUCCCGUAACCCAGUCGCAUAUUUUCACUAGUCGAUGAACACAUGCAGUUUGGAGAAAUUUUCUUCUGACCAUCUCUUGUAAAUUUGUAAUUGCUAAAUUCAUUCAUAUUGUUAUCAUGUUGUCAAGUUUGUAAACAAGAAUCUAUAAUAAUAUUAUAUUUGAAGGAACACACCUCUAGAUAAACAGUAAGAAAUUAUACUAUUCACUCAAAAUAUCAUUAAAAACACAAAUAUCAUAAAAAAAUGACAAUUCAAUUUCAUGAAUAAAACGCUUAGUUGUUCCUUUAG
This is a messenger RNA of Lytechinus variegatus (green sea urchin), 4935 nucleotides long. RefSeq names its product T-cell differentiation antigen CD6-like. Lineage: Eukaryota; Metazoa; Echinodermata; Echinoidea; Temnopleuroida; Toxopneustidae. Gene Ontology annotation, cellular component: membrane. The record is from RefSeq and is a predicted model, not a curated record. The transcript is spliced from 5 exons. The coding region runs from base 232 to 1761 and encodes 509 amino acids.